Messenger RNA from Trypanosoma rangeli, 12756 nucleotides. Its product is annotated as dynein heavy chain 7, axonemal isoform X1. NCBI's taxonomy places the organism in Eukaryota, Euglenozoa, Kinetoplastea, Trypanosomatida, Trypanosomatidae. The transcript has a single exon. Bases 1 to 12756 code for a protein of 4251 amino acids. The record is from RefSeq and is a predicted model, not a curated record. Gene Ontology annotation, cellular component: dynein complex. Gene Ontology annotation, molecular function: dynein intermediate chain binding; dynein light intermediate chain binding; ATP binding. Gene Ontology annotation, biological process: microtubule-based movement.
AUGAGACCGCAGCAACGUGGGUCGCCGCAGCCGACGUCGCCACUGCCUUUCCAGCGUGCCGUUGAGGUGUCGGAGGAGCUGCUGAAGGAUAAGACCGCGCAGGAGCGGCAGGCCAUCACGCGUGGGUACCUUGCCCAGUGGCGGCUUGAGGAGAAGGAGCGGCCCGUCAUUGAGCGGAUGGUGCAGCAGAAGAUGGCUGAAGGCGCCGGGCAGUCGCCGUGGAGGCCGCGCGUCUCGCCACCUGCACCCCCGCGGUCUUUACAAAGGCGCGACGCCACUGCAGCCCCGCUGCGGGUGCGGCUGCCGAAAUUACUUAUGCGGUCGCUGCCUUCACUGCGUGCGGCGAAAUCCCCGACGUUGCUGGACUCGUGUUGCUGUGCUACGCCGUCACCCCUGCCUUCGCAGAUAAUGUCGCCCACCGCCACCAUCACAACUGCCGCAUCCGCAACGGUGAACACGACGACGAUGCCGGGGCCAGCCCACACCCGCACCUACUUUCAGCUGGAGGACUUUGACAACACGGAUUUUGAAAUCCACACCCCACAGGAAUGGGUCUUGCUCGGCAAGAAGGACGGCGGCACCCCGGCCCGCUCACGCUACUUUGACAAGAAGACCAAUGAGGUGCAGUGGCUCCCGUGCCAUGUUGUCGCGUACGACGAGGAGAGGAGCUGUUAUCAAAUUGUCUGGGCGUCUAACGGCUGCAGCAAGUGGACAAAACGACUCAACAUAAUUUUUGACGCAGAAGACGAAACACUGUGGCACGAGCGUGUGCGACAGGCGAUGGCUUACCGGGCCGAGACAGAGGCCGCAUUGCGGGGACGGAUGUACGUGCAGGCCAUUGACGGCAGCUGCAUUGCUCCGAUGGACCAGGAUCAGAUGGAUCGCAUCCUGGGCCUGGUGGCAGGGAGCUUCCCUCUGACUUCCCUGCACCUUGUGGAGCAGUGCACGCGCGAGGUUGAAGAGCUCUACUACUUCAGCCUGAAGCGUGCGCAGCACUGGCGCGAGAUGGCAGGUCCCGAGGAGCAGCGACGCGCGGAGGUGCUGGGUUUACCGCCGCCGCCGUCGUCACUAUUUGCGUCCUCUACGGCGCUUCCGGCUACGGGCGUGGGUGAGCCGCGGGCAAGUCUGCUGUGUGGCACAAUAGAAACACCCUCGCCAAACUUCCACGUGUCACGGGAGUUUAUUGCGGAGAAUUUAUUCCAAACGCAUGCAUUGCUGCGCGAUACGGUGUACGCCGUUCAUACCCAGUGGAACGAGUAUAAUGGGGAGCUGCUGUGCAUCACACAGUGGGACCGUCGGGAGACCCCGAUGGAGCUACGCAACUUUGAGGAGCUUCAGGCGCACCGAGGAUUCAGUGUCUCGGAGAAGUUGCACGGUGAGUGGAGCAUUAACAUUCGUUGCACCAUCCAAAACAACCUUGACCUGCACUUCAAGUUCUACGAGGACAACCUGGAGCGGUACACCGCCAGCCGCAUGUGCCGCUUUGUGAAUCUAGUGAACGUCAUGAUGACGUCGCAGCUGCGCGAGUUGCUGCUCACGUCCUUGCAGGAGUUUGCCGCCUUCAUCCACCGCUACCGCGUUGAGCCACGCAUCGAUGACACCCCGAUGGACGAACUGCAGGAGGACCUGGAGGAGUCGGAGCACUGGCGCCACCGUCAGGAGGAGUGGGAAGAGAAGCAGCGCGCCGCCAUGGCGAAGGCUGAGGCGGAGCGCAUCCGCAACGUGGGUGGUGGUGGUGGUGGUGGUGGUGGGCGCGGUCGACAACAAAAGAAAGUUAUCCUGCCCCCCGAGGAGGAGAAGAAGGAUGUGCCGUUUGUCUGGCGCCUCGGGACGUUUCGCAACCACCUGCGGUACACGAAGCGUGUAGUGGAGAUGACGAUGAAUCCGAAGGGGUUGCGUCCACUGUUUGUGUUGAACCUUGUGGAGGACGCCGGCCGGGUCGCCUUCUCUCCCUCGCUGGAUGACGUUUCGCGGAAGGUCAAGGCCGUGUUUGAGGGUUGCUUUGAGCAUGCCGAGCAAAUUCACGGGAUGGGGGACCAACUGUUCCCGCUGCUUCCGCUGCAGCCGCGGAUGCUGAGGCCGCUUGACGUCUCGGACCCGGCCGUGUGUGAAGCACGAUCAAUGGUGGAGAAGGCGCUGAGCGACAACGUGGAGGCCCCGCUGCAGCUGCAGCAGAUGUACCAGACCUUUGGGUACGUCCUGCAGCAGGACACGCAGGCGUUGGUGGCGGAGGCGAACGCGCGGCAGUUGACGUUGCUAGACUUUGACUGGAUCUUUGAGCGCCUCUCUCGCGACAGGGAGCGCAUCGCGCGGCGAACGCCAAACCAUGUAAGGUAUGAGAUGUUCCUGAUUGAUUGCAAGGGCAUCAAGGCCUCCCUCAUUGCGAAGUCGACGGAGCUUCAAAAUGCCUUGAUGAAGGCGCUGGCGGAGCGCCUGCGGAACACUUGUUCGGCGAUGAUCAGCGAGUACAACACGAUGAGUGCCCGCAUGUCCGGGGAGCCGCAGUCGCCGGAGGAGCUGCAGGAGUUCCGCGACUUCCUCGACGGCAUCCCGGCCCGGCAGGAGCAGCUCAAUGCCACCUUUGAGACCCUCACUGAGGGCGUUGACCUCCUCUUCAAGUACAAUUACGAGUUUUCCGCCACAGCCUGCAAUGACUACCGCACUGCGUACGAGUGGCCAAGGCACCUGCAGCAGGAGCUAGAGGACGGCAACUUCCGCAGCAAAGAGUACCGCAACGUCCUCAUGCAGAAAUUGCGGGACAGCUGCGAGACCCUCACCAACGAGAUUGUGCAGCUGGGCAACAUUGUGGAUGACUUUGCCCACUUUGGCGACGACGCGCGUGCCGACGUGUACCACGAGCAGGGAAAGGCGCUGGAGCAGCGCAUCAAGGAGUACCAGGGGCAGGUGCAGCUUUACAACAGUCACGAAACACUCUUUGGCCUGCCGCAGUCCAAGUGGCCGCAGCUGAAGGAGAUCCGAAUGCAUCUGGAGCCGUACAACAUCCUGUGGGAGGUUAUUAGCCUCUUCAACAACGAGAGCGAGCGGUGGCUAAACACGCGCCUGUCGGCGUUGGAGCCGUUGGAGGUUGAUCAGCUGUUGAUGGAGUGGUCUAAAAAGAUUGCGAUCAUCUCAAAGAAGAUCAAAGAGGCGGAGCCGAUGGGAGUGCUGAAGCGCAUUCGCGAGAACAUUGCUGCCUUCAAGCCGUACGUCCCGCUGCUCUACGCGCUGCGCAGCAACCUGCAGGGAAGCCACUGGAAGGCCAUCUAUCAAGUAUGUGGGAUGCCGAAGGAGAAGCAAAUUCAAGGCACCAGUGGCGUCGGCUCCAACGAGGGGCGGCCCUUUAACGACUUCAUCAAACUCGGGAUGUUGGACUUUCUGCCGCAGAUUGAGAGCAUCGCCACGGUGGCUCAGAAGUCCUUUGAGUUGGAGAGCGAACUCAUGGCGAUGGAGGUGGAGUGGAAGAAGCUGCUCUUUGACAUGGAACCCUACCAGGACACCCACAAGCUGAAGUCAAACGACAUUAUGCAGUUAACGCUGGAUGAACACAUUCUGAAGACGCAGUCGAUGCUAGGGAAGCCGAUUGUGCGGCAGGCACCGGUACUGCAGGCCCGUGUCUCGCGGUGGGAGACGUUGCUGGACAGGAUUCAGUGCACCAUGGACGAGUGGUUCAAGUGCCAGGGAACGUGGGCCUACCUCGAGCCGAUUUUCUCCUCCGCCGACAUCUCUCGCAGUCUCCCCAAGGAGAAGCAGCUUUUUCUUGCCGUUGACGAGUCCUGGCACAAAAUCAUGGACAUGACCCGCAUGACACCGCAAAUUCUGACGCGGUGCCAAGACGAGACGCUGCUGCGGGUGCUCGCCGAAAACAACAACAAUCUCGACAUUAUUCUCAAGAAACUGCAGCAGUUUCUUGAAACCAAGCGUAUGGCGUUUCCGCGGUUUUACUUUAUCUCCAACGAGGAGCUGCUGCAGAUCUUAUCUGACAGCAAGGAUCCGUACCUUGUGCAGCCCUAUCUUAGCAAGUGCUUUGAGGGCAUCAAGCGCAUUCAGUUUGCUGACGCCCACGACAUUCUUGCGAUGGAGUCCUCGGAGGGGGAAGUGGUGCAGUUCAUCCGCAAGGUGAACCCUGGUGACUACCAGAACCUCGUGGAACAGUGGCUACAGGCGCUGGAGAAUGUGAUGCGGGACACAAUUCUUGACCAGCUGCGUCAGGCAACGGGCGACUAUGCCACCCGCAAAAAUCGAACCGAGUUUAUUCGUGCCUGGCCUGGUCAGGUAGUGAUUGCCAUUUGCUCCCUCUACUGGACAAUGGAGGCGACUGAGGCGAUGAGCACGGAGGGCACAGUGGGGCUCACCACGUAUCACGAGAAGUGCGUCGCACAGCUGGAUGAUCUCAUCGUGCUGGUGCGGGAUCGCAAUCUGGCGGCGGUGGAGCGAUGCACGCUUGAGGCACUUGUGGUGGUGGAGGUUCACGGCAAAGAUAUCAUUGCGCAGCUCUCCGAGAAGGGCGUGGAUUCUCCGAGGAGUUUUGACUGGCUGGCCCAACUGCGGUACUACUGGGAGGAGGACCACCUGCACGUGCACCAGAUCAAUGCUUCCCUGCGGUAUGGUUAUGAAUACUUGGGCAACACUGGUCGUCUUGUCAUCACCCCGCUCACGGAUCGCUGCUACCGCACACUCAUUGGCGCGCUGCAUCUCAAUUAUGGUGGGGCGCCGGAGGGUCCUGCGGGGACAGGGAAGACGGAAACCACAAAGGAUCUUGCCAAGGCUCUUGGCAAGUACUGCGUUGUGUACAACUGCUCCGAUCAAAUUACGGCGAAGGACAUGGCUAAGCUCUUUAAGGGCUUAUCUCAGUCUGGUUCUUGGGGCUGCUUUGAUGAGUUUAACCGUAUCGAGAUCCAGGUGCUCUCUGUUAUUGCCCAGCAGGUAGCGGUUAUUCAGGAGGCCAUCAUUCAGAAACGCAACGAGUUUGUUUUUGAUGGGGCACAGAUUCGUCUAGAUCCAGGAUGCGCCAUCUUUAUCACGAUGAACCCCGGCUAUGCCGGUCGUGCGGAGUUGCCAGACAACCUCAAAGCCCUCUUCCGGCCGGUGGCGAUGAUGGUGCCGAACUACGCCAUGAUUGGUGAGAUUCAGCUCUACUCGUACGGGUUUCUACACGGGAAGGAGCUGGCGGAGAAGAUUGUUGCCACCUACCGUCUUUGCUCAGAACAGUUGUCAUCGCAGGAUCACUACGACUAUGGCAUGCGUGCGGUGAAGGCCGUGCUGACAGCGGCGGGGAGACUCAAGCGGACGUACCCGGACGAGGAUGAGAUGGUGCUGAUGCUGCGUUCCAUUCAGGAUGUCAACCUUCCAAAGUUCCUGACGCAGGACGUGGAGCUCUUUAAGGGGAUUGUUUCUGACCUAUUCCCCGGCGUGCAGCUCCCAGAGCCGGAUUAUGCGCACAUGCACGAAGGACUCGUGAAGGUUUGCGAGGUUCGCAACCUGCAGCUCACCAAGUACUUUGAGCUUAAAGUCCGACAAACCUACGAGAUGAUCGUUGUGCGUCACGGUAUGAUGUUGGUUGGGUUUUCCUUUGGUGGUAAGACGAAGAUUCUGCACUGCCUUUCUGAGGCGCUUGGGCUGAUGGAGGCCUUUGGGAAGGAGCGGCGCACGCGCCUCAUCACGAUGAAUCCAAAGUCAGUGACAAUGCCGCAGCUGUACGGCAAAGUGGAGGCCUCAGGGGAGUGGACGGACGGUAUCUUGCCGCACAACUUUAGGCGCGCUGCUCAGGACACCUCGACGGACCGCAAGUGGCUUGUGCUGGACGGCCCUGUUGACGCGGUGUGGAUUGAGAACAUGAACACCGUCCUCGACGACAACAAGAAGCUUUGCCUGCAGAACGGUGACAUCAUUCCCAUGUCGAAGGAGAUGAACCUCAUCUUCGAGGUGCAGGACCUGGCGUACGCCUCCCCCGCCACGGUCUCCCGGUGCGGCAUGGUGUACGUGGAGCCUGACUCGCUUGGGUGGCACUGCCUGCUGGACUCAUACUUUAACACUCUGCCAGAGGCGCUUCGUCUAGAGCCAACCCUCAUGACAGCGCUGCACUCCCUCGUGGAGGUCUUUUUGCCGCCCAUGCUUGAAGUGGCGCGAAAACACGUCAAGUCUGUGAUUCCACAGGGGUCUCUGGUUGCCAUCUCAGGCUUUAUUAAAUUUUUCUCUGCGUUUGCCAGUGAGUUGGACGUGGACAAGGACACGCCUGCCGCCGACACUUACACAGAGGUGCGGACGCUGCUCAUGAAGGUAGAGGGCUGGUUCCUCUUCUCGCUUGUCUGGUCUGUCGGCGGCUGUCUCUUUACGAAGGACCGGAUCACUUUCAACGCGGCGCUGCACGCGGAGGUGGCCACGGCGGCCGCCUCGGGCUUGUACAAAUUUACACUUCCGCUCAUUGACAACAAACGCUCCUUCUUUGACGUUCGCCUGGAGACCGAAGGCGAGCUCCGCUUCACCCAGUGGUCUGACUACGUGCCUGAGUUUGCGAUUGACGAGGGCUUAGAGUACCAAGACAUCAUUGUCCCCACCAGUGCACAGACGCGGUACAACUACCUGACAACAUUGAUGAUUGGUGCCAUGCACCCCCUUCUGCUCGUAGGCGACACUGGCACCGGCAAGACAAUCAUGAUGAAGUCGCUGCUGAAGGGGCUCCCCGAGGACACAUACUCCAAUAACUUGAUUCAAUUCUCCGCAAAGACGACGGCAGGGCAGUUGCAGCGGCUUAUCGACGGCAGUUUGGAGAAGCGCCGUAAGUGCGUCUACGGCCCCCCCAUCAACAAGAAGAUGAUGAUCUUUGUCGACGACACGAAUCUGCCGCAGUUGGAGGAGUACGGCGCCCAGCCGCCUAUUGAGCUGCUGCGCCAGUACCUAGACCACGGGGGAUGGUACAAUCACACCAAAGACGGCAUCGACUUCCACCGCCUGGUGGACAUCCUCCUUUUGUGCGCCAUGGGACCUGCUGGCGGUGGGAGGAACCACGUGACGCAGCGCUUUACUCGCCACUUCAACUCCAUUGCCGUUCCCGCCUUUGAUGAGGUGACGCUGCGAAAGAUAUUUGGCACCCUUUCCGAUUGGAUUCUAAGCAAAGGCUUCCCCACCUCGCUGCGAAGCAUGAGUUCUGCGCUGGUGGGUGCAACGAUUGGUCUCUACGAGACGCUGGUGGAGAACCUGAAGCCGUCCCCGGAGAAGUCUCACUACACCUUCAAUAUGCGGGACGUUAGCAAGGUGUUUCAGGGCAUUGAUAUGGCCAACCCAGCUAAGAUUGUGGACGAGCGCACGCUAUCAAAUUUGUGGAUUCACGAGGUGUCACGCGCCUUCGCCGACCGCUUUAUCGAUGAGAAGGACACCAAAUGGUUUCUUGGCGAGGCGGGUAAGUUGUCCAUAAAACACUUCAAACUCGCACCGGACAAUCUCCAGGACUUGGAGAACCCAACGCUCUUCUCCACCUUCAUGAACGAUGACGGACACUACGAGGAGCUUCCAAACCUGGUGGAGGCCCGAAAAUCACUGGAAAAUAGGUUGGAUGCGUACAACUUGGGCACAAACUCGGGCACGCUGGACCUCGUGGUCUUCAACUACGUCCUGGUGCACGUAUCACGCAUCUGCCGCGUGCUACGACAGCCGGGAGGAAAUCUUCUUCUUGUUGGCGUCGGCGGAAGUGGACGGCGCAGCUGCGCCAAGGUUGCCGCCUACCUGCAAGAGUGCGACUACAUGACCAUCACACAGACAAAGGACUACGACCACAAUAGUUUCCUGGACGACAUCAGAGCAUUUCUGCUUCGCACGGGCAUGAACGGCUAUGCAACCAUGUUUGUGUUGGCUGACACGCAAAUUUCUUCCGAGAGUUUUCUGGAAGACGUCUGUGGCCUCCUCAAUGCCGGCGAGAUCCCUGGGAUCUGGGACACGAAGCAAGACAAGGAGACCUACGAAAAUGCGGUGGCAUCGCUGCGUGAAAAGGGAAAGGAGCUCGGACGCCCUGACACUGUGGAGGCGCUUCGAGCGCUAUUUGUUGAACGCUGCAAGAAGUUUAUGCACAUUGCCCUUUGCUUUUCGCCGCUGGGCAGCGUCUUGCGGGAGCGGCUGCGGAAGUUUCCCUCCUUGGUGAACUGCAGCACCAUCGACUGGUUCCGCGAGUGGCCGGAGGAUGGUCUGCGCUCGGUUGCUGCGCGGUUUAUUUCACGGGUCGAUCUCACCGACCAUGAGCGCCGCGCCGCAGAGGACAUGUUCGUCGCCUACCAGCAGCAGGUGCGGGACCUGGGGAGGACAUACCUGGCAGAGAUGCGGCAGCACACGUAUGUGACGCCUACCUCCUACAUGGACCUGCUCUCCACCUUCGAACGUCUGCUGGAGGAGAAACGCACGGAGCUGACGGCCAUGAUGCAUCGCUACGCCAGUGGUCUGACGCAGCUGAAGAAGACGGAGGAUGAAGUAGAGGUGAUGCAGCAGGAACUGGCACGCAUGCGACCGGAGCUGGCGAAGAAGCAGGCGGAGACUGACGCGCUGAUCAAGGAGGUGGAAAUGGAGAGCAAACUGGCAGAGGAGCAGCGUGCCGUGGUCGCCGUUGAUGAGGAGGCGGCAAACGAGCAGGCGGCAGCGGCGAAGGAAAUAAAAGACGCCUCGCAAAAGAAGGUGGAUGAAGCGCAGCCACUAGUGGAGCAGGCACAGCGUGCUGUGCUUGAUCUUGACCCAAAGGCACUGCAGGAAAUCAAGGCCCUUAAGACGCCCCCGCAAGGCGUGAAGUACGUUAUUGAGGUCCUCUGCACGUUACUGGGAGGCGUAUACAAGCCGAAGCUGGUGCGUGACCCGCUCACUGGCAGCGUCACCAUCCCGUACUGGGAGCACGCGAAGGUCACUCUACUCACAGGUGAGUUUAAGAACACGCUGCUGAACGCUUACCCGGUGAUUGUCGACACGGCACCCAACGAGCAAAUUGAAGAGGUGAAGAAGAAAAUGACAAACGACAUGUUUAAGAAUGAAAAUAUCAAAAAGACCUCGGUGGCCCUGCUCGGUGUUGCGACGUACAUUCGGGCUGUGGUGGAGUACUACAAGCAGAAUAAGAUCAUUAAACCACUGCUGGCCCAGGCGGCGGCGGCGCAGCAGGCGUACGACACAGCGAUGGAGAGUCUGAACAAGAAGAAGGAGGAGCUGCGCGUCAUCAACGAAAAGCUUGCGAAGCUUACAAGUCAUCUUGACAAUGUGAAGAAGGACAAGCAGGAGUUGGAGAAUAAGGUGAAUGACACGGACGUCAAGCUGACGCGCGCGAAGAAACUUAUUGAGGGCCUCGGUGGGGAGAAGGCUCGCUUUGCAAAGGAAAGCGAGCGGUUUGAGGACGAGUUAAUGUAUGUGGUGGGAAACGUAUUGGUCAGUGCCGGUGUCGUGGCAUACAUGGGGCCCUUCCUGCAUAAGUACCGUGCAAAGGCAAUACAGGGCUGGUUGGACAUGUGCAGAAGGCAUGACAUAAAGGUUUCCGCGGACUACGCCCUGGCAAAGUUUGUUGGGUCGCCCAUUGACAUUCAGACCUGGAGACUGCAGCAGUUGCCGUCAGAUGGGUUUUCCACCGACAAUGCCGUCAUCGUGAAAAGCUCCCACCGUUGGCCACUCUUUGUGGACCCACAGCAGCAGGCUAACAACUGGAUUCGCAACAUGGAGCGGGACAACGGGCUGGUCGUCACACGGCUCUCCGACUCCGACUGUAUUCGGACCAUCCGCAGCGCCAUCACAGAGGGUCUUCCUGUGCUACUUGAAAACCUUGAGGAGACGAUUGAUCCGAUCCUAGAGAAUGUGUUGCUGAAACGGUUUACAAAGGAGGGUGGCGCCACCGUUGUGCACCUGGGCGAACCCGUUGAGUGGAACGACAAUUUCCGUUUAUACAUGACGACAAAAAUGCCGCGGCCGCACUACCUGCCAGAGGUGAGUACCAAGGUGACGCUUGUCAACUUCAUGAUCACGCAGCAGGGUCUGCAGGAUCAGCUAUUGCAGCGUGUUAUGAUGAGCGAGCGGCGGGAGGUGGAGGAGAAGAAGCAUGCCCUAACGCUUGAGGCCGCAGAGAAUCAGGCCAACCUAAAGCUCACAGAGGAUAAAAUCCUCGCAAUUCUCUCCUCUGAGGGAAAUAUCUUGGAAAGUGAGACGGCCAUUGAGGAGCUGGACAGCUCCAAGGUGCAGAGCGACCAGAUUGCCAAGCGACAGGAGGAGAUUGAGGCCAUGGAACGCAUAAGUGAUCGUACGCGGAGUUUAUUCAUUCCGGUGGCUGGUCUUGGCGCCACCCUGUUCUUUUGUGUGACGGAGCUGGCAAACAUUGAUCCCAUGUACCAAAACUCACUGAAUGCAUACAUCACUAUCUUUCAGGAGUCGCUGCAGCAGAGUGAGAGAUCGGAUGAGGUGGACAUCCGCAUAGAAAACAUUCGUAUCACCUUUCAGAGGUCGUUGUACACGCGGAUUUGCCGCUCGUUGUUUGCACGGGAUCAGCUCUUGUUUUCCUUCACAAUGUGCCUAAAGCUUCACGAUGUGGAUGCCGAGCAGUUGCGUUGGUUGCUAAUGGGUGGGUUUGAGUCCGACGAUGAUGCCUUAUCGCAUAAUCCGUUUGAUUCAUGGCUCCCGGAACACAACUGGAAGCUACUGUGGCGCGCCAGCACCCAACUCCCCGUACUGGCAGACUUUGUCAAGAUGGUAAAAGAGCAUGAGAGCUUUUUCGCUGCCUUCUAUGACGCACCCGACCCAUUGGAGGUGGAUCCACCGACCCCGAUAGGGGAUAAGUUUUGCGGUUUGUUGCAGCUUAUUCUCGUACGCUGCUUUCGCCCCGACAAGAUUGUGCCGGCUGUAACGGACUAUGUGCGUGAUUUCCUGGGCAGCUACUUUGUUGAACCGCCACUCUACGCCUUGGAGGACGUCGUCGAUGAACUUGCCCAUGACCCGUCUGUUCCGCUCGUUCUUGUGCUCUCGCCUGGCGCGGAUCCGAGCCUGGAGUUGGACCGCCUUGCCGAGCAGCGGGGCAUGAGUAGUCGCCUGUAUAAGUUGUCGCUUGGGCAGGGGCAGGGCAUAUUUGCGCGGCAGCUUAUCGAGGAGGGGGUGCAUGCGGGGCACUGGGUGUUCCUGCAGAACUGUCACUUGUAUCAAGACUUCAUGCCCGAACUCUCACGUAUCGUUGAAAACUACAGCGACAGUGGGGCAAAGGCCAUGUUGAACAAUCAGUACCGCCUGUGGCUCACCUCCCUUCCAAGUGAGACGUUUCCCAUCUCCAUCCUGCAGAACGGCGUCAAGUUGGUGCAGGAGCCCCCGAAGGGCCUUAAAAACAAUCUCCUGCAGUCUUACAUGUCAAAUCCUGUGGCAGACCCACAAUUCUUUAAUUCCUCGCAGAAGCCCUCCGUCUGGCGGAAGAUGUUGUUUGGGCUUUGCUUUUUUCACGCUGUAGUGCAGGAACGUCGGCAGUUUGGACCGCUUGGGUGGAACCGAAUGUACGAGUUUAAUGAUACCGAUCGCCGUAUCAGCGUGCGGCAGCUCAACAUGUUUCUUAACGAAAACGAGGAGGUGCCGUACGACGCCUUGUUAUACCUCACUGGCCAAUGCAAUUAUGGCGGCCGUGUCACGGACGACUGGGACCGCCGCUGCAUCGUGGCCACCCUCUCGCUCUAUUUGACGCCGCUGAUCCUGGAGGAUGACUACGUGUUUUUCCCCGACGCUCCCGACUACUAUGCCCCGCCCUUUGGGGAAUACGACUCGUACGUGGAAUAUAUUCGGGGGCUGCCGUCCCAGCAGCCUCCUGCCAUUUUUGGGCUACACGAGAAUGCUGACAUCACCAAGGAAGAGCGGGAGACACGACUUCUUCUCGAGGCCACGCUCCUGACGCAGCCGCGUGAGUCCACGGGUACAGAGUCGAAGCUGGAUCCCAAGACAAUGAUAAGGGAGCAGGCAAACCACGUCCUUUCACGGCUACCAAAGCCAUUUGAUAUUGAAGAGAUACAGCGCACGCACCCAAUUGAUUACUCACAGUCAAUGAACACCGUCUUGUUGCAGGAGGCAAUACGAUACAGACGUCUGCUGUUAGUCGUUCGCCAAACCCUGGCUGACCUGCAGGACGCCAUUAGUGGAAAGGUGGUGAUGAGCGCGGAACUAGAAGAGGUCCUCAACGCCAUGUACGAUGGAAAGGUACCAGACGUCUGGAAGCGACGGUCUUACCCGUCGUUGAAGCCCUUUGGCUCAUACGUGAGUGACUUGAUUGAGCGUCUAGGGUUUCUGCAAAAGUGGUGUGACGAGGGUCCACCACCAAUGUUUUGGAUUAGUGGCUUUUUCUUUACACAGUCGUUUUUGACUGGCGUUAUGCAGAACUACGCGCGCAAGUGGAAGAUUGCAAUUGACAGACUGGUGUGGAAGUUCUCCGUGCUUGCGGAAGAAACGUGCGUUACCGCCCCCGAGGACGGCUGCUGCAUCGGCGGCCUAUUCCUGGAGGGUGCGGGGUGGGACCCCACCAACGCCACCAUCUGUGAAAGUAGACCGAAGGAACUUUUUAUAAAAUUCCCCCUCUUGCGGCUACUUCCCUGUCGUCCGCACGAGCUCCCCGACACCCCUGUGUACCACUGCCCCUGCUACAAGACGACUGAUCGUCGUGGUGUCUUGUCCACCACCGGCCACUCCACCAACUUCAUUCUGACCGUCGACCUACCGAGGCACCCAGCGGACUCGGAAAAUCACUGGGUGCUUCGCGGAGUAGCGCUUUUCACGCAGCUUCCCUUCUAG